UCCACCCUACAAGACUCCCAACUCUCAAAACGCUAUCCCUUAAGCGGACCAAACGACAUGGCGGUGACCACAGGCCUCAUCUCCUCCACCUUCUUCUCCGGCGAGACGUCGUCGUUCGUCAGCCUUCCUUUCUCCUCCUCGUCCUCCUCCCUCAGGUUCGCCCCCGCUAACCUGCGCAUGGUGCGCAUCCCAACCCUUGCCACUGCCUCGAAGCCGGCCACCACCACCCCCCGCGAGCCCCGCGGCAUCAUGAAGCCUCGCAAAGUCUCGCUCGAGAUGCAAGCCCUUGUGGGUGCCCCUGAGAUUUCUCGCACCCAAGCUCUGAAGCAGAUUUGGGCCCACAUUAAGCAGAACAAUCUUCAGGACCCCCAAAACAAGAGGAUCAUAGUCUGUGAUGAGAAGCUGAAGCAGAUCUUUGCCGGGAAGGACCGUGUUGGAUUUCUUGAGGUUGCUGGAUUGAUCACCCCCCAUUUCCUUUGAAUGAACCUUAUGUCGGAGGAAAGAAUUUGGAACUGCAGAUCAUUUAAGAAGCAAAAUGUUUUUGUAUGUGGGGGUUGUGUUUUGGUACUGGUGAAAAGUCAUGCUUCUGCAUUGUGCUUCUCUAAGUGUUUAGUUUUUGUACUUAAGGAACUUUAGCUAUAGUUAGAGUUUUGCUUUUGGAUUCCUUUUUAUGUGGUAGGCUUUCUAUAUUAAGCAAUGUCACUUCUGGGUCUGCAUUGCUUAAAAAGCUUUAAAUUUUGUGGAACUAUUGGGGUCCAAGAGUUUUAAUUCAUGCUGUUAUAUUUCCUCA
Pyrus x bretschneideri (Chinese white pear) is the source of this 790-nucleotide messenger RNA. RefSeq lists its product as uncharacterized. Gene Ontology annotation, cellular component: nucleus. NCBI's taxonomy places the organism in Eukaryota, Viridiplantae, Streptophyta, Magnoliopsida, Rosales, Rosaceae. The record is from RefSeq and is a predicted model, not a curated record. The transcript is spliced from 2 exons. The coding region runs from base 58 to 480 and encodes 140 amino acids.